This is a messenger RNA of Schistocerca gregaria, 1431 nucleotides long. Its product is annotated as snRNA-activating protein complex subunit 3-like. The record is from RefSeq and is a predicted model, not a curated record. The transcript is spliced from 6 exons. Gene Ontology annotation, molecular function: core promoter sequence-specific DNA binding; bent DNA binding; RNA polymerase II cis-regulatory region sequence-specific DNA binding. Lineage: Eukaryota; Metazoa; Arthropoda; Insecta; Orthoptera; Acrididae. The coding region runs from base 117 to 1265 and encodes 382 amino acids. Gene Ontology annotation, cellular component: snRNA-activating protein complex. Gene Ontology annotation, biological process: snRNA transcription by RNA polymerase III; snRNA transcription by RNA polymerase II.
GUAUUGUUGCCGACACAUUCUUGAUAUAAUAUAAUACUUGCCACUGCACUGUGUAUCCACAUUUUAGUGUUCUGUAGGCUUUUGGUCUGUGUGGAGCAUACGGCAGAUUAGGGAGAAUGUUGCAGCAAAGGUGUCAGUACCCAUGGGUCUCAGAACCAGUUAAGAUUUCUGAAUACUACGAUAAUUUUAAACAAAUGUUGUCAUCAUUGUUGCCGAACACGCAAAGUUCAGAAGUGUCGCACGAGAUCGAAGAAAAUGUAAAACAAUUGCAGAUAAUGGGAGCGAAUAUCACGCUGGAACAAUUUCGUCAGUUGGACGCAGAGUGUGAUCCUCAAUUACUGGAUUUUCCUGGCGAACCUCCCAGUGUUAAUGUUGAUUUGAUAAAAGCCAAACGUGGGCUCUUUGAUGGCUCGAAAGCACCUAGAUAUGUUCCUUUGGCCACACUUUAUCAUGCUAAAGAAAAGGACGUUGAAAAAGAAAAUCCUGCUUAUCUGAAGUAUACUGGAACUAUUUGGCUGGAUGACAAAAAAGGCCAGGGAAGAGACCUUAAUCCUGGUGAUGACAUCCUGAUAAUCGUGAGAGUGUAUGAACCUUUCUCAUCCAUUUCUGGCUCUCGAAAAAUCAGACCAAUCACUUGCAGCCAUGAGAUAGCUGUUCUGGGCAACCAAACUCUUGAUAAACUUAGGGAUAAAAUCAUGUGUCCAUCUGGGUUGGCAGUCGACGGCGACCUGAGUGAAAAUCCUGAGAAGAGCUCGGAUAAGGUUGCAAAGGAAAUUUAUAAAUCUGGAUUUUUCUUCUUUGAAGAUAUAUUCUAUAACGAUUUUCGUCAUGAAAAUAACAUCGAUUACAGUGCCGUUAUUAGAGAAUGGGCAGAAAGAAAGAAAAUUGGUAAUUUUGGAACUGCAGUAAUGGAAGAAACUGCAUUUAUGGAUCUGACUGUUCGUUUUGGUUUUCCUUAUGUGUAUCAGCACUUGGGAAAUUGUGAACAUCUGAUAGUAUUCAGUGAUGCCAGGCUGUUGCAUGCUGAUGAUUUCUUAUGUACAUCCGAUUAUCCUCGUUUUUUGACAGUAAAUGCACGGAAAUCAAAGUAUUGUAUGGUAUGCAAGUUCUACAGUGCAAGGUGGGUCACAUUGGAUAACAAACGUGUUCCACAUGACCCAUGCUUUUUUUGUGACAUAUGUUUCAAGUCAUUCAACUACAGGGAUGGUGAGAAGAUUGGUUCAUUUAGAGCGUAUCGUUAUCAUGACAGAGCUAGCAUGAUGUAAAUGAAUAUUGAAAGUAACUGUGUGUGUUAUACAAACAGCUAAAUAUGUAUGUUCACUUCUUGGUGAACUGUGUACUGAACUUAUAAUGUUUAUUGAAUUAUUCUCACUGAAACGUGUUUAGAUAUAAAAUAAACCAAAUUUUUUGUAUGUCCUGUUUUUUAUGGAA